Lodderomyces orthopsilosis Co 90-125 is the source of this 378-nucleotide messenger RNA. RefSeq names its product DNA-directed RNA polymerase core subunit (gene RPC19). The record is from RefSeq and is a predicted model, not a curated record. Gene Ontology annotation, biological process: DNA-templated transcription. Lineage: Eukaryota; Fungi; Ascomycota; Pichiomycetes; Serinales; Debaryomycetaceae. Bases 1 to 378 code for a protein of 125 amino acids. Gene Ontology annotation, cellular component: RNA polymerase I complex; RNA polymerase III complex. The transcript has a single exon. Gene Ontology annotation, molecular function: protein dimerization activity; DNA binding; DNA-directed RNA polymerase activity.
AUGUCAUCCGAUGAUGUAAAAAUAGAUGAGAUAGAACAAACUGAUGAAACAGAGUAUGAUCUUGACAAGAUAAAGAUGCUCCCUGGUGCAUCAGAAGACGGAUCUUCAGCUUCAUUCCAGAUAUUGGAGGAAGACCAUACAUUGGGUAAUGCAUUGCGUUAUAUAAUCAUGAAGAAUCCUGAGGUUGAAUUUUGUGGAUAUAGUAUACCACACCCUAGUGAGAACAAAAUGAAUAUCAGAAUACAAACGUAUGGUAACAUUUCAGCUGUUGAAGCUUUACAUCAGGGAUUAGAUAACUUGAGUGAGCUUUGCGGUGUUGUCGAGGAAAAGUUUGAGCAAAAGUUGAAAGAAGGUGGAUACAGCACUGAAGAGCCAUAA